AUCAUCAAGGACAGAGAUCAUAUGACUGAUAGACUACACAAUUGUUAUCAAGUUGCUAAAUUAUUAUUAUUUUGUUAUGUAUCUAACUAGGUGUAGCUCUGAGCCUGUGACAUGGAAAGUUUCUAAUCUCAAUUCCUCCAUCUCUUCAAAUCUCACCUAUCCUGAUGUAUAUUUAUACAGGAUACAUCGGUUCAUGUUUGCUGAUUCAUCCAAAGGAAAAGAUGGAUUUGCAUUUUUGCAGUGGCCUUGUGAUUCUGAAAGAAGUUAGAAAAAUGCAGACAGUAGCUGUUUUUUCAGUAGGCUUACAGAAUUCGUGUAGGGUACUUUGUAUGCUCACAACCACGGUUGUUGAGGUCUGUUAAGAGAAGUAAUAUAUAAGCAGACAAGCA
Rubroshorea leprosula is the source of this 389-nucleotide messenger RNA. Lineage: Eukaryota; Viridiplantae; Streptophyta; Magnoliopsida; Malvales; Dipterocarpaceae. The record is from the annotation of a GenBank genome assembly.